AUGUCAGGUCCUAUAAAAAUCUCAAUAAAAGGCUUAAGAAUCGAAAAAUCAAUAGGAGAUAGCCAUGAAAGAAAGAAUGAAGUUAAUGAAGGCAAUCAAGCUGAUGAAUAUGAUGAACUUGAAAGAACGUUAGAAGAAAGUUCUGAAAGAAGAGCCGAGUUAAUCAAAG
Molecule: messenger RNA, 169 nt
Organism: Entrophospora sp. SA101
Lineage: Eukaryota; Fungi; Glomeromycota; Glomeromycetes; Entrophosporales; Entrophosporaceae
Source: the annotation of a GenBank genome assembly